Messenger RNA from Daldinia caldariorum, 1949 nucleotides. RefSeq names its product MFS general substrate transporter. The transcript is spliced from 8 exons. Gene Ontology annotation, molecular function: carbohydrate:proton symporter activity. The record is from RefSeq and is a predicted model, not a curated record. Gene Ontology annotation, biological process: transmembrane transport; carbohydrate transport. The coding region runs from base 134 to 1705 and encodes 523 amino acids. NCBI's taxonomy places the organism in Eukaryota, Fungi, Ascomycota, Sordariomycetes, Xylariales, Hypoxylaceae. Gene Ontology annotation, cellular component: membrane.
CAGAUUGUCAAGCGGCGUAGGUGCUUAUUCAAUCGAUUUAUUAUAAGGGAGUUUCAAUGCGCUCGUAUGGCAACCCCCCCUUGGAUAGCUUUUCUCACUCUGCUACGGUCUUUCGAGUUGAAGUCUUGGCACAAUGGCGAUUAUUGGGACGAAAGAACACCAUGUUGACCCUCGUUUGGCCAAUAUCGCCAAGGCAGAUACCAAGAAAUGGUAUCAGAAGCCAAACUUAAGAGCGCUUUAUCUUAUAUUGAUCCCGGCCGCGAUGGGAGUUGAAUGGACAUCGGGAUUUGACUCGUCUAUGAUGAACUCUCUCCAAGCUGUAGAGGCUUGGGUUACAUACUUCGGCAAUCCUACAGAAGGUCGGCUCGGCCUCUUGAAUGCUAUGUAUUCCCUCGGAGCGCUUAUGGCAGUUCCUUUCAUCCCCAGCAUUUCCCAGUAUCUUGGGCGCCGUUGGUCCAUAAUGUUAGGAUCGCUAGUCCUAUGCUUAGGUGCUGGACUCCAGGCGGGGGCACAGAAUAGCGAUAUGUUUCUCGCAUCUCGCUGGGUGCUUGGAUUUGGUGUUCCCCUGGCCAUCGUAAAUGCUUCCGCGCUCAUAGGAGAGCUGGCCUACGAAAAAGAGAGACCGACUAUGACCUCCCUUUUCACUGCUUCUUGGCACGUGGGAGCUAUUGUCGCGGCUGGUGUCACCUAUGGGACUUUUCAAAUGACUAGCACAUGGUCUUGGAGGUUACCGUCUAUCCUGCAGCUGGUUCCGAGUUUGUGUCAAAUACUUUCUCUGCCGUUCUGUCCUGAAAGCCCUCGGUAUUUGAUUUCGGUUGACCGAGGUGAUGAAGCGUAUGCGAUUCUUCAGAAGUACCACGGUGAAGGGGACAAUGGUGAAGAGUUCAUUCGUCUCGAAUUCGCCCAGAUCCAAAGUACUCUCGCCCAAGAGAAGGAGACAGCCAAGGCAUUCGUAUGGGCCGAUGUUCUUCGCGACCCUCCGAUGAGACGAAGGUUUCUUCUUGCCGCAAUAGUCGGAUUCUUUACUCAAUGGAGUGGCAAUGGGCUUCUUAGCUUUUACAUGAAGAAAAUUCUAAACCUUGUCGGAAUCACGGACAAUCGCACUGUUCAGAAGGUUAUCUUGAGCAAUACAUGCUGGGGCUUGAUUAAUGCCCUCCCUGUAGCCAUUGUCGCACCGCUACUUCGCCGUCGCGUUGGGUUCUUGAUCUGUACUAUCGGUACAUGUAUCGUUUAUAGCGUAUGGACAGUAGCUUCGGCACGAUUUGCUAUCGAGAAUACACCAUCUGCUGCAAUAGCAGUCCUGGUGUUCAUUUUCGCAUACUCCCCUUUCUACAAUUUGGGCUGGAAUGCGCUGGCAUAUACUUACUUGGUUGAGAUAUUUCCUUAUCAGCAGCGAGCCAAGGGGAUCGCAGUCGAGCAGCUAACGGUUAGGUUCGCAGUGUUUUUCAACACAUACGUGAACCCAAUAGCACUGGACCGUAUCGGAUGGAAAUACUACUUGGUUUACUGUGUGUGGAUUCUAUUCGAAGUUGCGACAGUUUACUUCUUGUUCCCGGAGACAUAUAACAGAACUCUGGAAGAGCUUUCGUUCAUCUUCGAAGGCAAAGAGGUCCAGGAGAAGGUCCAGAACAAUGUCGAAAAGCAGCUUGAGGCCGAGAAUGCCGGCAAAAAGGCCUCUGAUGCGAAGGAAGAAAUAGGGGUUUGAGUGAGAUUAUCGGAGGUUGUAUUACAGAGGGAUGCCACGGUACCUGAGCGGGAUGAAGCCUUGGAAGUAGAUAUGAUCAUAAGUCUGAAAUAUUUGGUGGCAUCUAUUUGGUCUGUAGGCUCCCUUUAUGUUUUCGAGGAAAAGCUUUGUUCGAAUCACAUCAAGCACACACGGUCAAGAGAGUACUAGAAACUAUAAAUCAGGUAAGUUAGGGAAGUACAUAAAUAGAGAUAAUUAUAUGUGA